GCGGCCUUGCGCUUUUCCCGAUAAUGGGAAUAUUUUACCUUAUAUUCACGACCAGUUCCCUGUAUGCAUUCUCUUCUUUGCUGUAACGCGCCACUUUCUCGCUGCCACAAUCACUUUGGUAUCUGGUCGCAGAACCACGAAUGAUACCGUGACCAGUCCUUCGUCAUUCCUCCCCAAAUGAUGCGAGUGGAGAACAUAGGAGAGCCGUGAAAACCGGAAAUGACAUCGACUAUUGACGAAGUACAAGUGACACGUAGCUGUGCAGAUGACUCCGGAGCAAGGUACUAGGGAGUCGGUGGGGGGUAGCUCUCGCGACGAAGAGCGAGGCACCAGAAACCCGCGGCGAACGGCCAGCUCCGGCGGAUUCCUUGUCGAUUCCUUCAUACCACGAUCGAAGAGCCUCCGAACCAGCGGCCAGCAUCAUAAUCGCUCAGAAGACGAUCGCCGAGGCAAGCGCGGAACAGUUGAAUCUGAAUCUGCUUCCAAGAAACGAUCUCGGUUCCGUUGGAGUCGCCAUCGAGAGUCUACGAAAGGGUCGGAUGAUGUCGGUCCAAAUGCGAUAGACGAUAAGGAAGACACUGGCUCUUGUCAUAUUGCUGAGGAUAAUACGGUUCCAGAAUCUCAGAGCCGGAGUGUUACCGAUCAUACGACUGGCAACGUGGAGAGUCAUGACGACCAAGCUGCUUUAGGCUUGGAUAAGGACUCUUUACAAAUUGUCAACCUCGCUUUAAACUUAAGUGAGUCGAGGAGGAAGGGGAAUGUUAGUUAUCACGCUUCCAGCCAGGUACCCGGGGGCACAUGGGGGUCAUCAGGCGACGGUCGUUCUUCUGCCGCAGGGAGUAUUCCUAGCCACGGCUCAUAUGCCGGCCAUGGCGCAAGCAACCCUUUAGGCGAUGAUCGAUUGAAACUGACCCGAUCUCGCGCACACAUGGCAACUAACGAUGUGUUGAAUUCACUUCCCAGGUCCGUAACAUCCGAUUCCACACCGCAAGAGUUCUCGGCGGGGACAUUGGCGCGAGCUGCAAAUGCCCGGCGGUAUUUUGAGCUGCGCCAUGAGUAUUUACGUCUACUUCCUUCUCUCCCACCCCUCAGCCUACACGAGGGUCAGUCUACAGCCGACUCCUCACAAAGUGCGCAAUAUCCAUCGCAUCGUGUCUACAAUCCACUUCAGGCAAUCCGCAAUCGCAAGGUCAGGUUCCGUGAACGUUGUCCCAUUGAUCCUGAGGCAGACGGAUGGAACGAUGUCGAUAAAAUUCACAGUUGGGUGAAUUCAGUUGAGGGCCAGUACAGUCACCAGACGCGGACUCACCUUGAGUGCCUCAAACUUCCACCUUUCCAAGGGGGGCAUGUCGACGUGCCCUCGAAUCAAGAGGCAGACGAUGUUGAUGCUUUUGCCGGCUCACCACCCUCGAGCCUCCGACGCAUAAGCCGUACAGGCAGCCUUAAGACCCGCAGGCCCAAGUCUGACUGGAUAAUAUUUCCCGACGAGCUUCUUGCCGAUGCAGCCUGGGUCGAAGAUGUGCAAAACAAGAGCAAAUUGACGGAUAAGGAUGGAAACACACUUUAUCAGGAUCCAUCUUCUUUGGUUGUCAAUGACCCCAACCAAGAGCAGGUACAGGACAAAAUCUCUGCUAGUACUGGCCGACCCUCGUCUCAUACCUCUCACUCUGAUGCACGCCAACGGUUAUCGGUUGACAUGAAAGAUGCUGGUCGUGGAAGACAAUCAAGCAGGUUCAAGGUUUCGCGGCGCAUAGGUCGAAGCAGCAGUCCAUCUGGGGAGGACAUGGGCUCCAAAAAGCGCAAGCUCAGAAUUCGGCCGCGGAGCUCCUCAGGCUCUAGCGUAGACGUGAAGCCACAUCGUAAUUCAUUUUUGAACGAUGCAGUAUCUCCUGGGAGAUCUAUCUCGCCUCUGAGACGGCACGGACAGAGUUGGAAUGAGAAUAGGGCCUCGUUGUCGUCCGGUCCAAGCGCAGACGACCGCUAUGAUCCUCUAUCAUUGGCGAAAAUAGAAGGCCAUAGGCCUAACGCAGACAUGGAUGUUGGGUAUUUCCCUGGCAUUGCAUCUAAUCUAUCUCCUCCAUCAAGUCGAUCCCCAUCGCCCGCGAAACGAGGCUUCUCGCGGGCAGUUGGGUCUCGAAGAGGCCAUAACCGAAAUAGUCCUAACAGGAAAGGUGCUGAUGACGACAGCUCAGUGGAUUUUGAAGGCGUACGCCAGGACAGCAUGCCAUUUACGGAAUCUUCUGCUCAUAUUGAUACCGAACCCCCGCCUCUUCCCACCAAAGCCUCGACAUACCAUGUAGAUGGCCGGAGGCCCAACCAUCAUGAACGGAAAGAUUCAGCUCCACAUGAAUCCAAGUUGCGUGGGAUAUUCAAAGGGCCCGGGAAGAUUGCGGGCAAAGUCGGCAAUGAGGUAUCGAAAAUGGGAGACUUUAUCCUUAAAAAGGAUGGCGUAGGGCAUUCACGCCAGUCUUCCUUUGUGAUGUCCGAUGACAGCGAGUCUGAUGAUGAAGAAGAAGAAGCGAAGGGAGAGAAACUCGGAAUUCCUAGAGCUAUACUACGCCGCCUGCCCGCGUUUUCUGACGAUCCUGGUCGAUCAGCACCAAGAAACUCGGAUAAAUCUCUAGCAAAGAAUUAUUCGCAAACCCCGCCGACAAUUAUCGAGCCCCGCCAACGUUAUGAAGAAGAUGAGGUUGGCCCAACUAGUCUCCCCAGCUCCCAGGGUCGACUUUUGGACCUUCAACGAGAUGCAGGCAAUCCAAUGGGCAAACAUUCAGGCAAUUCUGUGAGACGCGGUCAUCGCUUCAUGCAAUUUGGACCGGAAAUCCACACCAUACGUGAAGAGAUCAAAAAGGGUCGAAUCAAGGACAACUCUGUCCCAUACAGCCUUGCUCGUCCUCCCAUAACCGGUCUAGCACAAGCCCAGCCGACCCCAAACCCGUCUCCGCAUGAAUUACGUCCGACACUUCCUGGUCAGUCAAGGAGUUGGAGCAUAUCUGACCGCAGUGUCUCGGUCUCGAUCGAAUCCGGUGUACCCGACAAACAGGAAGUUGAACGCACUCGCGCUCUUCUCCUUUCAUCGGGUAUAAAAGCUCGAGAGAUUGUUCGCCGGGCCGAGAAUGCGCGCAGGCCUCCACCUGAAUUUCUUCAACGCUCGUUUGGCUCGAACAUGUCAAUACCCUCCGUCCCACGAACCCAUGAGCAUCAAUUAGCAAGCCAGAGACUUCUCAAACGGAUUGAAACGUCCCACAAGUCCUUUGAAGGCUCAAUCGAGCGCCUACCAAAGGAUGCGUUUUCGCCCUUAAAGUCUCAACUUUCCACCCUUGAGGACUUGGUUACUAAGUCGCUAAACACUCGUGUUCGUGCUGCGACUGAGGAAGCUGAAAACCUCAGUAUGCAGCUUAACACUACCAGCACGCUUGCUGUGAAACAGUUGAGUGACACACUCGAACACGGCCUCCGCAAGCGGCACCGCCGACUACGCUGGCUGCGACGCACGGGGUUCGUGAUGCUUGAGUGGGCCUUGAUUGGAUUAUUGUGGUGGGUGUGGUUGAUUGUCGUGGCGUUCAAACUUUUCAGAAAGCUUCUUUACGGCAUGGCUUCAGGUGCGAGGUGGAUAUUAUGGCUAUGAUUGCGGUGUUGUCACCCUGGAGUCGAUUGACCAAGCAUAUACACCUUUCUACGUCUAAGUUACUUUUCAGCGAUUUGUAUUACUGAUGCUCAUCGGCAUUGCCUAUGUAUUUUAGAUACCACUUUGCACAUAGUAUGGAGUUAUAAUUAAUGAACUUUCCAAUUAUUGAUUUCAU
Messenger RNA from Aspergillus versicolor CBS 583.65, 3803 nucleotides. RefSeq lists its product as uncharacterized. The record is from RefSeq and is a predicted model, not a curated record. The transcript has a single exon. NCBI's taxonomy places the organism in Eukaryota, Fungi, Ascomycota, Eurotiomycetes, Eurotiales, Aspergillaceae. The coding region runs from base 266 to 3628 and encodes 1120 amino acids.